Molecule: messenger RNA, 672 nt
Organism: Labrus bergylta (ballan wrasse)
Lineage: Eukaryota; Metazoa; Chordata; Actinopteri; Labriformes; Labridae
Source: RefSeq, a predicted model, not a curated record
AUGACUAUGAACAAAAGGGCAGACUCUUUCUCUAAUCAAGCUAAUGGAGUGGGAAGACGCUGGUGGCUGAACGAGAUGGGCAGUGACAGGAGGCCUGGCUUGGUGCUGUGCUGGUUUCUGCUCUGGAUCACUCUGCAACAAAACUCAGUGCACCGGGUGUCAGCCGUCAACCUGCGGCGCUUCAUCGGCUGCGCAGUCCGGGAGUUCACUUUCCUGGCCAAGAAGCCUGGCUGCGGGGGCCUGCACAUCACCACAGACGCCUGCUGGGGGCGCUGUGAGACCUGGGAGAAACCUAUCCUUGACCCGCCCUACGUUGAGUCGCACCAGCGGGUUUGUACGUACAACGAGACCCGUCUGGUCACCGUGAAACUGCCAAACUGCCAACGGAACGUCGACCCGACGUACACCUACCCGGUCGCCCUGAGAUGUGACUGUGGUGUUUGUCUGACCAGCACAACUGAAUGUAUAACAGCUGUGUAACACAACCCUGGGCAGGCACAAGAUUUUAUUUUUCAUGUUUUCGCAUUUGCUUUAAGUUGCUGCUGGAUUUCACGUUUGUUUGUUUGAUUAGUUAAAGGGUUGGGUUUUUGAAUUGGGGUUGGGGUUAGCCUAUACUUGUCAAUGGGAAGUAUGCAGGCAUAAAAACAUGUUAUGUGGUGUGCAGAAGUAGAG